Meleagris gallopavo (turkey) is the source of this 730-nucleotide messenger RNA. The record is from RefSeq and is a predicted model, not a curated record. NCBI's taxonomy places the organism in Eukaryota, Metazoa, Chordata, Aves, Galliformes, Phasianidae.
AAGGGGGAGAAACAAAGCGGGCGGACUGAGAAUUCGAACCUGGGCUUCGGUCCUCCAGGGCCAUAGAGAGGGCAGGAAAGAACGGCCGGGCGGCUUCUCGCCGGCAGCGGCGGUUCCCAUGGAAAUGGAAGAUGGGCGGCGAAAGAGUGAGUGUGGGGCCGGAGCGGGAGGCGGCGGGCCGUGGGCGAAACGUGAGCCGGGCGGCGGACAGGCGGGGCCUCCGCCCAUCCCAUCCCACGACCCCCACAGGCCGCCAGCUCUCCUCGGCCCCGCUGCAGGUCCUGCUCUUCCUCAACGGGUGGUACAGCGCGACCUAUUUCCUGCUGGAGGCGUUCAUCUUCGCCUACAAGGUGCUGCUGCUGCCGUACCCGCUCACCAACCUGCUGCUGGACGUGCUGCUGCUGCUGCUCUACCUCGGCAUUGAGACCACGCGCAUCUUCUUCGGUUCCAAGGGCAACCUGUGCCAGCACAAGAUGUCUCUGGCCGUCUGCCUGGCCCUCACUGUGCCAGCGGCUGUCAUGGCGACCUACUGCUUGCUGCUGCAGACCUAUGCCCUGCGCCUGGAGGCCAUCCUCAGCACCAUCCUCCUGCUCUUCUACACCGUGGAGCUGCUGCUGGGUGGCCUGGCGCUCACCUCCUUCUCUAGCAUGGAUGUGUAUUGAGACCCUGCAACAGAGGACCACAGCACUGUUCGAAGAAAUCACUAUUUUCCAAUAAAUAUGUAUUUUUA